Messenger RNA from Porites lobata, 4575 nucleotides. Lineage: Eukaryota; Metazoa; Cnidaria; Anthozoa; Scleractinia; Poritidae. The record is from the annotation of a GenBank genome assembly.
GUACUGAAAGUUACCCUUCUCGCGAAUGAGUGGGGCUCGUCCAAGGGUGGCUUGUCAACAAUAAACAGGACUCUUGCCAUACAUUUGGCAAAAGACCCACACGUAGAAGUGACCAUUCUUGUACCUGAAUUUGAGUGUGGAGAGAAAGACAAGAGAGUGGCCGAAAGUCACAACAUCUCCAUUAGGGAAGCAAAGCAUCUUCCUGGCUUUAGUGACCCUCUUGACUGGUUGAGCUAUCCACCAGAAGACCUUGACAUUCAGGUUGUGAUCGGCCAUGGAGCAAAACUUGGUAGACAAGCGCAAAUUAUAAGGAGGUAUCAUUGCUGCAAGUGGUUUCAGGUUGUGCAUACUGAGCCUGAAGAACUGGCAAUGCAUAAGAACUAUCUAAGCGCCAUUGCCAAGGGAGAGAAGAAAAACAGAGCUGAAGUGGACCUUUGCCAAAUUGCAGAUCUCGUUGUAGCCGUUGGACCCAAGUUGAAAGACGCGAUCUCGUCCCAGUUGCGCUCAUCUCGUCGAGAAAUCUUUCAAUUAAUACCAGGUUCCUUUACAGAGUUUUCAGAUGUUGAGCAUGCUGAACAAGAGAAUGUGAGUUUUAAAGUGUUAACCUUCGGUCGUGGUGAUUUUGAAGACUUUAGUCUUAAAGGAUACGACAUUGCUGCUCAAUCCAUAGUGGAAUUGCAGGAAAGUUCUUAUAGUCUUGUUUUCGUUGGCGCACCCGAUGGAAGGCAGGAUGAAGUCGCAGAAAUCUUACUCCAGAGUGGCAUUUCAAAGAACCAGCUGAUUGUGAGAUCAUUUGUGAAAGACAAACAAAGAUUGAGAGAAUUGUUUUGUGAAGCCGAUCUGGCCAUCAUGCCAUCAAGAACUGAGGGGUUUGGUUUGACAGCAUUGGAGGCCAUGUCAGCUAGUCUUCCCAUUCUAGUUAGUGGAAACUCCGGAUUUGGAAAAGCACUGCGUGGUGUUCCAAAGGGUGAGUCAUUCGUGAUCGAGUCUGAUGACCCCAAGGAAUGGGCAAAGGCAAUUGCAGCCAUCCGUCAAAAAUCGAGGACACAGCGGCUUGAGGAAAUCCAAAGACUGCGAAGAAGUUAUGAUGAAAGAUUCUCUUGGGAGAGUCAGUGCCAGGCCCUUGUCGCCAGAAUGUGGAAGAUGGUCUAUGGUAAGAAGUUAACUUAGCCUAAAGGAGAGUAAUGAUGAUAGUAACUAUUAUUCAUUCAAAAUAUUUUCCGUUUUUGAUUGGCUAAAAGCGCGUGCAUAAUUCAUCAUAAACAGCUACUGUUAACCAAAUUUUUCAUUUUGAACAAAUGACGUCAAAAGUGCAGCCAAAGUUGCAGAUUACUGAACCGUUAACCGUGAAAACCUGGGGACGAGGUUGAGUUGUUUUGGUGGUGAGAAAAUGGCUGACACAGUCGGCGAAACAUUGUCAAAAUCAUAGCAAGAAGAAAAAGAAGACAACUCGACUGACAACAUCCGCUAUUUGGAGUAUAUUUACAGAGCAGAACAGACUUUUAUCUCCUCAAUUUCUCGAUAAAGAUGCACUAUCGAUAAAAACUUUACAUCGACCGAGGGAAGGAAGUUUCAGCUUGUUUUUAGACUUGGAAUUAUUUUCGGAGGGUGUUAUCCACCUCGGCCUUCGUCCUCGGUGGAUAACACUCCCCUCGAUCUACAGAAUUCUUCAUAUCCUACGAAAGUCGAAUUCAAUAAUUGCUAAUUAUUACUUCAAACACGGUGAAAUUGUCAAGAACGUAUCUCAUAUCAAGAUUAGCUUUUGUUUUGCCUUUAUGAUUCAUCCCCGUAUUUUAUUUGCUUCAGCAAGAGCAAGUGCGUAAGCAAAUUUAACAGUAUUAUGUUUGGCGGUGCACGUGAAUAACUGCAGAAAGAUUGCCAACGUUAACCUUUUAAACCUCAAUAACAGCAUUCAUAUUCUUCACACUGUUAUCCAUACAUAUCUUGUGUUACUGAUAAGGAGAAUUUGUUUAACAAUCAAGAUAUUUUCACGUGCUGCUGGUUCUCCCUUUUAAAGAAAAAGAAUGACAGAGAUUCGUCCAACUAAAACUUUGGCUUAUGAUAUAUCACACAAAAUAAAUGGAGGGCUUCUCAGAUUGGAAUCGUUUAUUCUUUUCUGUAAUUGAAUGUUUUUUUUUUCCUAAAUUUUACAGGUGUUGAAAAGACCCAAGAAGAUACCGUUCCACAGAAUGACUUUGAAAACGAUGCGGCAAAAAGAUCGAUAACUGGUGAUGUGGUUCUUUGAUUUCUCAAAUAAACCAGAGCCAAAAUACAUUUUUGUACUAGAGUGGGGUUAUUUUGCUCUCUUGAAACCAGGACAAAUUUAGAUUUUCGGCUGUUUUUACCUAAAGACCAGUUCAUCAUGUCCUAUUAAACUGACGUGAAAUAACCUCAUUCUUAUUUUAAUAAUUUCCCUCUGCCGUUUACAGGCGAAGCAAUUUUCCUUGCACUUCAACAAAUCCUGCUGGAAGCACGCACAGAGUCCAGCAAAACGGAGCUGUCGCAGGCUUUACAAAGGACUGCGUUGGAGAAAGGUUUUGCGAUAUCUGACAAUCAAGGAGAGGGAAACUGCAUGUUUUUUGCACUUUCAGAGCAGCUUGACCUCAUCAAAGGAAUUCAAAUGUCCCAUGAUGGGUUACGCCGAACUAUUGUUCAACACCUUCGGGAAAACCCCAGUCUGGUAAGUACCGUUAGUUAUUGUUUUUUCUACGGUGGAUUUAUUUGCAAUAUAUGCGAAAGCCGUCGCAUUUUCCCGCUGAAAUUUUUUUAUUGUUUUUAAGGUUAAAAGCAAUAAGGUCUUGUUCUGACGUAUCCGAAAUACGUGUCCACACGUAUAGCGUAUUUGAAUUUUUUGCGCCCGUCCACAUAAAAACGCUGACGUUAUUGAAAUACAAUAACAUCCCUUACAGGGCAAACGCAGUGCUACUAGCAUAUAAUGCAUGACAUCAUUGGAUUAGAAAACCUCUGUUUUCUUCCGUCCUCACGUAAACGAGAAGUCGGCGUUUUCAAAAGUCUCCUCUGGGGACCGCUUUAUGGGGACCUGUGUUUUUAGUGCCCGAAAAGGCCGUUUUCGUGUGGACGGAAGGCUAAAAAUACCCUGAUACGGGUGGACGGGGCCUUGAAUUCUUGCAGCCAAAUGCUACGGCUUUACGGGUAUGCUGCUGAUGAAUCGACCCUUUAGGAGCAAAACAUCAGCUUUGCACGAGCAUCACGCCUAUUUGUAUUUUGCUUCGUCUUCCGCUGCACGACGUGAAACUUCCUAAUGCGACGUUUUGUGGAGGACCUCGAAAGCAUGGCGACGAAAUAUUGUUAUUGGAUCCGGAUGCUGUCCUUAGAAUUCAAAUCCAGGAAAUUUCUUCUACUUUUUUUAAUUUGAAAAACGUUACAUAAGCGCUUUAAAGGUUUGAAAUAAAGCAAAUUCAUUUCCUUUAAUCACGUUUUCGACUCGGAGGCGUAAAUGAAAACAGAUUUUAGGAAAUCUGUUUCUGUCUCCUCGAUCGUCUGACUCAUGUCCUAAUUUUUUAUAAGCACGUUAUUUUGCUAAGUGUGAAAUGUUCACCAAAAGCCGCUUUGUUCGAACAGCAUAUGUCUACUUAGUGAAGUGAAGCGAAGUGAAUACUUUAUUUAAAGAAGGUAAGACUUGACAAGUAUAGAAUGAACGGAUAAACUUGAGAUCCUCAAUACUUGUUAUAUUUGUAAGGUCAUUUCUGACCCAGCGUACUGGUUUACAAGUCGAAAUUUCCAAACUUCUAUUUUUUCAUAGUAAACACCUCUUCCCCCUCUCUCUUACACGUGUAACGGACACCUCCCUAAAACGUCCCAAAGUACUUUCCUAAAAGUGUUGGUCCCUGCCGUUCUUAAUCGUUUUUCUUGGAGAGAAAGAGAGUAAGGAGAGUAGUAUGGGAUGCAAACGUUAGGCCUCGUUUUUGAAGUGAAAUCUCUUUAGUAUGAAGUGUAACAAAUAAAUGUCAAUGGCAUCUUUAUCUCUUGAAUAAAAUGCGGUAGAAUCUCAUCAACCAUAGCGUCACGAGCUCUACGAGAGAUGUAGUGUGCAGGUAUCAUGUUCUUAUUUGGUUACUAUGCUAUCAUAGUCUAUUUUAUUGUCCAUUGCAGACAACCUUUUGGCCUGGUUCCGGUUCACUGCUAAAGUGGACAUAUCUGCUCUAGUGCCGAUACCAGCGGGGUCCGCCUUAGAGAGAGCUGACAGCGCGGCUGCCUGAAUAUAUACCUUCUACAAAAGCACUUUACCUCUUUCUCCAUUAACUACAGUAUUUUCUUUUUUUCUUACAGCCGGAUGGGACAGAACUGUUUCAUUUUGUUCAUGGAUAUCCAUCUUGGGAUGCCUACCUCACAAGCAUGUUGGCAGAUGGUACAUGGGGUGAUCACGUGAUUCUACACGGCGCGGCAAACUGUUUUCAAACGUGCAUCCACGUGAUCAGCAGUCUUCCGCAUCGCCAUGACGUAAUGAUCUGCCCAGAGUUUGAUGUUACUGGUAGCAACCGGCUUGUGCUGGGUCACCUGCACGAGCUUCACUAUGUUAGCCUUAUUCCACAGAAAGGGGGUAAAGAUGUCUGA